CUUAAAAAGUCAAAUCCAAAGAAAAUAUAAAAAAAUUGAACACCAAAAAGUAGAUUCAUUCAUUCAUGAUAAUUCAUUUAGAGCCACACAAUAGCAAAAUUCAUCUAUAGUUCAUAAUAGUGUAAUCAUCUUGAUAAACCCUUAAUUUAAAACAAGAAAAAAAAAAUCAUAUUCCUGAUUCUUGUGUUAGGCACACGAUUCAAUAAAGUCUAAUCCUCUUACUAAUAACCAUUAUUAAAGAGUUGCAGAGCUAUUCAUGGUGGUACUAAGUUUCCAACCAGUCCAGUUAGGAGCCAAUAUUACACAUCAUAGAUAUGAAAAUGGCGGAAGAAAUAGAAGAAUGGUGAUGAUUUGUAUGCCUAGAUGUGGGAUUGCAGAGCCAAAUGGGGUGCCAGCUCCUAUGGGACAGAAAACUUUGUAUAAAGAUGGGUUUUUUGAAAAGAUUUUUAUGACACUUUUUGCUAAGAAAAUGGAGAAAUAUGCAGUAUCUUCUGGGAAGAGAAAGGAGGAUAAGGAUGGGUUGUUUAAGUAUGAUUAUGAAGGUUUUGUGGAUGUGUCUAAAAGAGUAAUGCAGGGAAGAUCACGCUCACAGCAACAGGAAGUUGUUAGAGAAGUUCUUUUGUCUAUGCUCCCUCCUGGUGCCCCUACUCAGUUCAGAAAAUUGUUUCCGCCAACAAAAUGGGCAGCCGAGUUCAAUGCAGCUCUCACUGUGCCUUUCUUCCAUUGGCUUGUUGGACCUUCUGAGGUUAUAGAAGUGGAAGUAAAUGGAGUAAAGCAAAAAAGUGGUGUGCUAAUAAAAAAGUGCAGGUACUUAGAGAACAGUGGGUGUGUAGGAAUGUGUGUGAAUAUGUGCAAAAUUCCAACACAAGACUUCUUCACCAAUGAAUUUGGACUUCCUUUAACAAUGAAUCCGAAUUUUGAAGAUAUGAGCUGUGAAAUGAUUUAUGGGCAAGUUCCACCAACCUUUGAAGAAGAUGCAGUUUCAAAGCAGGCUUGUUUUAAGGAUCUAUGUUCCAUGGCUAAUUCAAAUUCAACAAUUUGUCCCAAAUUACAGUCAUAACUAAGAGAAUUAUAUUACUUUACUUGAUUGAAGUUGUUUCAUUUUAAUUGAUACUCCCUCUUACCUCUUAAAACUCGAUAAAGCUCGCAGAUCGCAUUGAGAGCUUUACGAGUUUGUAGCAAAUUCAAAAGCAAAGCGAGAAAUAUCUAGCAUGCUAGCAGGAACUAUAUGUGCUUACCUAUCUAUAUUUAGUCAUUGUUAAAUAUAGAAUAUAGUAAAUAACACAAUAUUACAUUUACACACAUAUAACAGCAAAAGUUCUCUGUAUAUCAUCCUCAGAAUUUUGCUCCUGUAUGGAAAUUUUUCAUUGAUUCUACAACUACUACUCUAUAUA
This is a messenger RNA of Amaranthus tricolor (Joseph's coat), 1394 nucleotides long. RefSeq names its product beta-carotene isomerase D27, chloroplastic. Gene Ontology annotation, molecular function: iron ion binding. Bases 257 to 1060 code for a protein of 267 amino acids. The record is from RefSeq and is a predicted model, not a curated record. Lineage: Eukaryota; Viridiplantae; Streptophyta; Magnoliopsida; Caryophyllales; Amaranthaceae. The transcript is spliced from 6 exons.